GUAGCGAAUAUUCUUAGAAGUAUCUACUACAUUCAAAGAAGGGAAGAGAACAGAAAGGAAAAGAAAAAUGAACAUGUAUAUAUACGCUGUGUGUUUUUCAUCUAAAUGUAGCUGACGAUGAUUACAGGUGUAAUUGAAAGCUUCUGUUUUAAAUAAAAAUUUUAAAACUAUGAUUGUUGAAUUAAUACAAUUAAUCUUAUCUUCUUUCUAGAGGGAAUGUCCCUAAAUAGAACGAAAAAAUCUGAAUACUACUGCAAAUGUAUACUCGGAUUCAUGAAGAUAGCCCAACCAUUACAUAAAUUCGCACCGACCACGAAAGAACAACGCUGUAAAAAGUCAAAAUCUUUACCCGUUACUUUAUCCGAUGACGAACUCAACGCAUUCAACGAACUGAAGCGAAUCGUGACUACCGAUCUUGUAUUACGCAUUCCAAACGAACAAUUUCAAAAUACAAACCGAUGUAUCCAAAGUUGGAAUAGGAGCUGUCCUACUGCAGACUCAUUCCAAUGGUGAUCGCCCGAUUGCAUAUUUUUCCAGAAAGUUAGCACCAACACAGAUGCACUGGCCUGCCACAGAACAAGAAUGUUAUGCCAUCAUAUCAGCAAUUGAAAAAUGGCAUAAAUAUCUUGAUGGACGUCCAUUUAUUAUUGAAACAGAUCAUAAACCAUUAUUACCAUUUUAUUUAAAACAACAACUGAAUUCAAAAUGCGAGCGAUGGCGUUUACAAUUACAGCAAUACCAAUUCGCCGUUCAUUAUAUUAAGGGCAAACACAACACCGUAGCCGAUUAUUUAUCACGUUCGCCUGUCGAUGAUGCCACGAACGACGAAGAUGAUUACCUCCCAACCACAUCCCGAGGGACACAAACCGAAAAUUCUACACCACUACAGAUGGUAGCACCCGUUGUCACCCGAGCGCAAUCAAAACAAUAUGAUAAGAGGACUGAUCGUUAUGCAACGGAUCAGACCUGUGAUCAACUGUAA
Molecule: messenger RNA, 982 nt
Organism: Didymodactylos carnosus
Lineage: Eukaryota; Metazoa; Rotifera; Eurotatoria; Philodinida; Philodinidae
Source: the annotation of a GenBank genome assembly